Messenger RNA from Cyphellophora europaea CBS 101466, 879 nucleotides. RefSeq lists its product as uncharacterized. The transcript has a single exon. Bases 1 to 879 code for a protein of 292 amino acids. Lineage: Eukaryota; Fungi; Ascomycota; Eurotiomycetes; Chaetothyriales; Cyphellophoraceae. Gene Ontology annotation, cellular component: extracellular region; cell surface; fungal-type cell wall. Gene Ontology annotation, molecular function: glucan endo-1,3-beta-D-glucosidase activity; 1,3-beta-glucanosyltransferase activity. Gene Ontology annotation, biological process: cell wall organization. The record is from RefSeq and is a predicted model, not a curated record.
AUGAAGUCCACCACGAUCCUCAGCGUUCUGUCCUCCGCUCUCCUCACCUCCGCCCUUCCUGUGCCGCAGUACGAUGCCCCUGCGCCAACCUCCAGCUAUGGCAUCGCGUACGACCUGAUGGCCGAUGACGGCUCUUGCCGCUCCAGCACCCAGAUCGCCAGCGACGUUGCCUCGAUGGCCGCUCAAGGCUACAAGCAGAUCCGCACCUACGACGUGGGCUGCGACGUCGGCGCGCUCGCCGCGGCCAUCUCCCAGAACCCCGGCCUCUCCCUCUUUGCCGGUAUCAACGGCAUCUCCAACGUGCAAUCGGACCUCUCCAAGCUCAUCAACUACCUCUCCGCCCACUGGGAUGUCGUGCACACCGUCAACAUCGGCAACGAAGUCGUCAACUCCGGCGCCGGCAGCGCCUCGGCCGUUGCCUCGGCCGUGGCAGCAGGCCGCAGCCAGCUCGCCGCCGCAGGCUACUCCGGCAACGUCGUCACCGUUGACACCUUCGUCGCCAUGAUCGCCAACCCCGUGCUCUGCGAGGUCAGCGACUACUGCGCCGCCAACGCGCACGCCUUCUUUGACGGCAACGUCGACGCUUCCGGCGCCGGCGAAUUCGUCCACCGCAUGCAAGGCCAGGUUAGCCAGGCCGCCGGCGGCAAGCGCACCGUCAUCACCGAGAGCGGCUGGCCCAGCUGCGGCGCGGGCAAUGGCGCCGCUCAGACCGGAACGUCCCAGCAGCAGGCUGCCGUCAGCAGCUUGAAGGCCGCUUUCCAGAGCACUCCGGAGGACCUCUUCUUGUUCCAGAGCUAUAACGCUGUGUACAAGCACUCGGGCGCCAAUGCCGCCGAGCAGUGCUGGGGUAUCAUGGGUGGUGGCCAAGGUGGCUGGUAA